UGAUGGAGGCGGGGCCAAGAUGGCGGCGCCUUUGAGGAUUCAGAGCGACUGGGCGCAAGCCAUCAGGAAGGAUGAAGGAGAGGCCUGGCUGAGCUGUCAUCCCCCAGGGAAACCAACUCUUUAUGGCAGCCUGACUUGUCAAGGACUUGGCCUCGAUGGCAUCCCAGAGGUUAUAGCUUCAGAAGGAUUCAUUGUGAAUGAAAUAAAUAAGAAAAGCAUUCAUAUUUCAUGUCCAAAAGAAAAUGCAUCUUCAAAGUUUUUGGCACCAUAUACUACAUUUUCCAGAAUUCAUGGAAAGAGUAUAACAUGCUUGGACAUCUCCAGUGGAGGAGGCCUUGGUGUGUCUUGUAGUGCCGAUGGGACGAUGAAGGUCUGGCAGGCUGCCAAUGGAGAGCUCAGAAGAGUAUUGGAAGGACAUGUGUUUGAUGUGAAUUGUUGCAGGUUUUUCCCAUCAGGCCUUGUGGUUCUGAGUGGGGGAAUGGACGCUCAGCUGAAGAUCUGGUCAGCUGAAGAUGCUAACUGCGUGGUGACCUUCAAAGGUCACACAGGAGGUGUUUUGGAUACAGCCAUCGUUGAUCGUGGAAGGAACGUGGUGUCUGGUUCUCGGGACGGGACAGCGCGACUCUGGGAUUGUGGGCGCUCGGCCUGCCUGGGCGUCAUUGGAGACUGCGGCGCUGCCAUCAAUGGCGUGGCCGUGGGCACUGCCGACAACUCCAUAAACCUCGGCUCCCCCGAGCAAGUGCCCAGUGAACGGGAGGUUGGAACAGAGUCAAAAAUGCUUCUGCUGGCCCGGGAAGAUAAGAAGCUUCAGUGCUUGGGACUCCAGAGCAGGCAGCCGGUGUUCCUCUUUAUUGGCUCAGAUGCCUUCAACUGCUGUACUUUUCUCUCUGGCUUCUUGCUGUUGGCUGGAACCCAGGAUGGGAACAUUUAUCAGCUGGAUGCAAGGAAUCCAAGGGUUCCAGUCCAAGUCAUCCACAGAUCAGGAGCACCAGUUCUGUCCCUGCUGAGUUUCAGAGAUGGAUUUAUUGCUAGCCAAGGUGAUGGAAGCUGUUUCAUUGUCCAGCAGGACCUAGACUAUGUCACUGAGCUCACUGGGGCUGACUGUGACCCUGUGUACAAGCCACAUGGGAGAAGCAGAUCUACACAUGCAGCCGAGAUGGUCUUAUCCGACGCUAUCAGUUGUCUGACCUCUAGACCCCGGGAAGCAAAAGAAUCCGGUCAAUGAAAAAGAUCAGCCUGAUCCGCGGAAACAUCAUCAGUCUUUCCCAGGGACCUUCGCCUGUUUGUGUCAUGGGCAGUUUUCAGAACUUUUAGAAAGCAAAUACUGUAUCCCCAGUGAAACAAUCAUUCCAUGAUAAGACUUACUUUGAAGAGAGUCGAGAAACCCACACAGGCUUUUGCUCCAGCUUCUUAAAUUGACCCCAACAGCACAGAACAAGAAUGCGUGUGCUUAGAGCCAUCUCACACCAAUUGUGUUCAAUGUUUACAAGCAUCAGAAAACGCAAGCCUGUUUUCUGAAGGAAAUAAAGGGAAUAUAUUUGGAGGAGUCUGGGUUUGUGUAGUUU
Messenger RNA from Sorex fumeus (smoky shrew), 1565 nucleotides. RefSeq names its product proteasomal ATPase associated factor 1 (gene PAAF1). Bases 20 to 1225 code for a protein of 401 amino acids. Lineage: Eukaryota; Metazoa; Chordata; Mammalia; Eulipotyphla; Soricidae. The transcript has 12 exons. The record is from RefSeq and is a predicted model, not a curated record. Gene Ontology annotation, molecular function: protein binding.